UGUAGGUGGAGCGGGAAUAAAAAAAGUGAACGUUCACAGUUAUUUUUCAGGUUUUUGUUGAAAUUUUGCUUUUAUUAUAAACUUUCAGUACAAAUCCAUUAUAUAAACAAUGUAAGAAAAGUGGUCGCUUGUUGUAUGAUUAGACGGUUUCGUUAAAUCUAGUUCCGGAAAUUUUCUGUUUGGUUAUUUGAUCUCUGCAUAAGAAAUUUGUUAUGUUUAUGUUUUGGACAUAUAAAUAACAUCAUUUGUUCCUCUCCCUGAUUGUUAAGUUUUCCUCAAUGCUAACUAGAUUGUAGACUGGACGCAAGGCGGAAAAAAGUGGUUUGGAUAAUUGCCGAUGUUAACGGUUUUGGCAAUGAGCUGGACAUCGGCAAUAGGCAUGAACUGUGGUAAACUGAUUGCUGAUGCUAAUACUUUUACAAGGUUCGAACUGCUGUGUUGUGAAGUUGCCAUUGAUUACCUCGGAUUUGUUUACUGACGCAUAAUAUGUUCAGUGGAAUCUCAAAUAUCCGACUAUUCUUCUGUUAGUCAAUUUUCAGUACGAUGCUCCUGACAUUGCCUAUGCUUAAGAGUGAUACAGUCCUAAGUGAAAACUGUCUUAGCCUUGCGAGAAGGCUACUUUCAACAUGAGUAGUAAAGAUGAUGAACCUUCUAAUGAUGCCACUUUCCAUGAAAGUUUACCGCGUCCCCCCGUUCCCGGGAAAGAGCAAAGCCAUUUUGUAUCGGAUUGGGGCCCUCCAACACUUAAGCAAACGACUACGGAGGACGCCAUGUUUGUCAAGCCAAGCUCUCCCACCCCUCUACAGAAUUACGGCUCUGCUUCUAACCCAACGACUUCCUUUAAGACAGCGUCUUCCCAAAGUCAGCCUUCCAAUCCUUCUUCGGAUGCUGCGACCGUUCGAUCACCUCCUGCUUGUUUAAAUUGGGCCAAAUCCCUCCACUGUUUGUUCCAGGAUGCAGAAGGUGUCAAACUAUUUCGGCAGUAUUUGGACAGUGAGUGCAUCCAGCAUUCAAAUGCCUUAAAAUUUUGGUUUGCAUGUGAAGGGCUACGUAAACAGCAGGAAGUUGAUAAAAUUAUGCAGCUUGUUAGAGUGAUUUAUAGGAAAUUUAUUUUAAAAUACACGCUUCCCAUCCCUGAGGAUGUCCGAGAAAAAAUAGGAGAUAUUGUAAAAUCUUCCGAGUGCCUUUAUCCUCCAGUCACGCUUUACGAUAGCGUGCAAGCUCAAAUUGAAAAUUUACUGCUGACGACAACCUACCCUAACUUCCUUAAAAGUGAUAUGUACCUGCAAUAUGUAGAGAAAGCGCAAAAUUCGAUGAGUAACGAGAGUACGAGCGAGUUUAGCACCGACUUUUCGAAUCUAGCCAGCGGUGUUGAUCUCUUGCCUACGUUACAUGAAGAUGUUGAGUUAGUGACGAAUCCAAUGCAUAUGUCGUAUACUUCAGGGAGCUUAAGUACUGGAUACCAUACUCCUAAUAUUGCAGCUUCUCCAGUGCGCCUAACCAAAGAUAUCUUGUUAUGGUCCCAAAAGCGUCGUGCAGUUGACCGUUCCAAGUCCGAAACAUUUGCUAGUUUGUUUGCUUAUCGUGAAACCAGCGGUAGUCAUGCGCCAUACAAUUCCUACAACCCCGUCUCGAGACAAGAUAGCGAACUACAUAGCAUUAGUAGCCGUAGCUAUUCAGAUGCCAGAUCAGAGUCAGACAAUCUGUCUCUUACGGAUAGUUCUGUCGACGGACGACCAUUUGGUAGAACUUCACGACGUCAAGCGGCGCUUAACAGAGAAGGCCAGAUGAAUCAAAUAGUAAUUCCCCGAACGCAGCGAGUCGAUAAGUCUCAGUGUCAACCUAUGGAUCCUGAUAAGUUUGCGUCCAUGCUAAUUGAGAAGUUGGUAAUGGUAAAAAAAGAUCUGGACGCUCAGGAACUACUGGAGAGGAAACUUAGAGAAGCUGGUUCACUGGCACCAAUGAGCGAGCAAAACAUACGGGAGAAACUUCUGCUUGACGAUGAAAACGAUCAAUCGAUUUUGGACGAUCAUGUGUCCUUAGUCUUUCCAGAUACUCCAGCCCGAUCUCCGGGAGUUACUUCGCCGCAUAAGCAGAAACAUUUGCAUCCAUCUCGUCGAAGGAAGGACGGUUCGAUAUUCAGCAACGAUUCGGGUAACGUGCAGGACUUCGCUGAAGGAUCAGAACAUAAGUGCGGAAUGGUGAAGUCAAAAAGCAUGCCAGAAUAUUCAGAGGAUCGAUUGCUUCGAGGUGCCAUUGGAAGGAGACCGGCGACCAAGAAAAUAUUCACCGAUUUAACUGAUAGCGGAGUUUCUGUUGUAUCUGACGGACCGCCAGCCAAUAUCCCAAUGAAGGACAGUCGAGUUGUUGCGUGGUUGAUGUCCGGACACAAUGAAAUGUCCGCAAAGCAACGGAGCGGUAGUUUCAGGACUAGUAGUGCCACGUCUCCCAUUUCAAACCGACAUAAGAAAGGAUUUGGCUCAAGGUCAAGCUCUGUGGAAAGAACUAGUGUGACAAGCGCUAGUUUAGCUGAUCCAUCCAAGGCUACAAUGUCAACUCCAAAUACUUUAACGCAGUUGGAAGAGGCUAGAAGACGACUGGAGGAUGACGUUAAGGCGCGAUCGAAACAGAGAUCGUCAGCAAACCGACAUUUUGUCGAUCUGGCUCAAAGCAGUCAAUCUACUUUGAGGAAAUCUCAAAGAGGUACUAAACCGUCCUUACCUACGGCGCAAGCUAAUGAUGAACAACAAAUCACGGUGGUGUUUUCAUUUUGCGAUGAGCAGUUUCCGUAUAGAACAAAAAUUCCUGGAUCACAAAUAACGUUGAAGCAGUUCAAGGAAUAUUUACCUAAGAAAGGAAAUUAUAGAUAUUUCUUUAAAACUGUUUGUGAAGAGUUGGGUGACCAAGUCAUUCAAGAGGAAGUGUGCAACGACUUGGAUACACUUCCUUUGUAUGAAGGGAAAGUUAUGGCCCAGGUUAAGCCUCUUGACUGAUGUGUUAAUAGUUGUAAUAGGUAUUUUAGUUGCUAGAUAUAACUGUUUACUUAACAUAUACAUUUUAAUUCACCCAACAUCACACAUGCGUCGGUAGCCUAAAAUUUGUUCCGCACUCGCAACUAUCAUAAAAAUGCUAUUUGCUAAUCAUAAAAACUACAAUUACCCAAUUGAAUAAAAAACGAUUUUUUUGUUAUUAAUUAUUGUAUAAAUUAAGUACGAAGUGAAUAUUUUAUCGGUCUAAUUUGCCUUUGUGUUAUAGUAUACUAGGUCGAACAGGCAAUACCUUUGAGAACACAGACUUGUAGAUUAUUGGCGGUUUUUUAAGUUCAUCAGUAAUCUGGCCUAGUUGCAAGCUGUAUUAGAGACUAUCGGCAAAAAUUUGUAGUAUUUACUUGCCUCUAUUUUUUUGGUUCCUAAGAUAAUCAAUAAUAAUUGAUCUGAUUCCACUAGUUAAUCCUUCAAUUGAAUGUAGUGCAUACAUGCAAUUUCUUCCCACGUGUUAAUUUCUUCUUCAGUAAUAAUUUUAAAGUGCCUUAAAAAUAAUAUGAAAAUUAAUUUUAGUAUUUUUUGUAAUAUAGUUAUUUCUUUAUUUAUUUGACGUUAUACAUAAUUUUUUUAAAUUAUUUUUUGUACAUAUAAUUUAGUAAUUGUAUAGACGACUUAAUAAUAAUUAUUUUUAUAUACUUGCAACGGUUUUCAAAGUAAUGCAGUAUUCUAGCUAUUAAAGGUGUGCCAUAUACAGUGAAAGCUCUAAUAAGCGGAUAGUCACAGUUCACAAGAAAUGUCCGGUUAUGGGAGGUGUCCGCAUAAUUGAGAUGUAUUUAAUUAAAAAGAAAUAUUUAUUUUCAGAUUCUUUAUUGCCUACAUAUGUUUUAUAACAUUUUUCAACAUAUAAACUUAUUGUGCCGGAUUAUUAACAUAUUCUGAAAUAUUAGUUUGGCGCGUUUUUUGAAAUCUUUGUUGAGUUAUGCAAUGCUGAAAAUGGGUUUCAAGGUUUUUAAGAUGUUGAAACGCACUAAAGUCAUCACUUGAAACUAUUUUUAAAAGGGAAAUUGUAUUUAAGGCAUCAUACGAUUUUAUGAGUGAAGCAUCAGGUUCAAUUGUCAACGUUUCUUCUGAUUCGUCAUCAUCACUACUCAUGAAAAGUUCAGUUGUGGCAAGGUAUCAGGAUGAAUGAAAAUGAAUGAAAUGAAAGCAUUUUGUUUUUCGGAGCCAUAUUCACAAACACUUUAUGUCGCGCUCACAAAAGGCUACCCGCUAUUUGCGCUACGACGGUUCUAUUUCAAAAGAAACUGGUUCCGGGGUUUUCCAAUUAUUAUCAAUUUAUUUGAAACGUAUAUGGUUCGUUACAACUUGCCUUUUUAUUAAAUAAAAACUAACUUCUAAAAACUGUCAAGAGUAACCAAACGGAGACCUUUUCUACCUAUUCUGUUAAUAAUAGUUAUUAUCAUGUGCUCGAAACUUAGUUAAUGGCACUACAAUCGAUGAAUAAAGCAAGUCAAGUCAAAACAUCUAAAACGGGGAACUACGGAAUAUGUGAAGGAAUUCCCCGAUUGAAAAUCGCUUAUUUUUGAUAAUGGUUUUAUUCGUCGACUGCGUUUUACAGCUUCGUGGCCGCCUUGUAAGAGCUUUUCAACUCCGUAUGAUCAUAAUAAGAUUCGCGUCCGAUUAAUAGAAUGUCCGUUUAUAAGAAAGUGUUUUACAUUGAAAACCAUAUGACGAAAUUAGGGUCCAAGAAAAAUGUCGGGUUCAGAGCGAUGUUCGCUUAUAAGAGCUGUCCGCAAGUAGAGCUUUCACUGUAAUCCAGUUUAAUUUAAAUGGUACAUCUGGAAGGUGUAGUGGAAGAAAUUCACUAGUUGGUCCACAGCAAGAAAAUUGACAAGUUGAACAAAUUCAGUGUUUUUAACUAAAUAAUUUGUGGCAAUUAGUGGAGUAAGUGCACGAAAUAUUAAGUAAACUUUUCUUUGUCGGCAGAAAUAAAAGUUAGUAUUUCG
Dendroctonus ponderosae (mountain pine beetle) is the source of this 4990-nucleotide messenger RNA. It is a transcript of the gene Axn, whose product is annotated as axin. Gene Ontology annotation, biological process: negative regulation of canonical Wnt signaling pathway. The transcript is spliced from 17 exons. The coding region runs from base 627 to 2993 and encodes 788 amino acids. The record is from RefSeq and is a predicted model, not a curated record. NCBI's taxonomy places the organism in Eukaryota, Metazoa, Arthropoda, Insecta, Coleoptera, Curculionidae.